UUAUUUUAAAUUGAACUCAUGAAUAUAUGCAUAUGUGACAAUUGUAUCAGACAUGUAAAGAAAAUGUAUAUUAAAAAAAAGAUCUAAGGAAAGAAGGAUGAAAAAUCUUUCUAAAAUGGAUAUGUCAUAGAUCUAGUACUUUAAAAUAAAUAAACUAGAGCGGAUUAAUGAAGUAUUAACUUAUGAAAUAUAUGCAGUCAUUAUAUGUUGAUAUAUACAAGAAAAAAAUUAUUUAAAAAUUCCUUCAAUCUCUAGACAAUUGCAUACAUUAAAAAAAUAAUGAGAAACAUUUUUUUAAAGUAGAAAAUUUUUAUUAAAUUUUAAUUUCAUUAUUUUUUUUCUCACAUAGAGACGAUGAAGAACGAAACACAAAAUGUUCCAUGAAUAUAAAUAAAAAGAACAGGAAAUAUUUUAUAUAGAUUAUAUUUUAUUAAAUCUAUUAACGAAACGUACUAGUGAUUGAUAAUUACAUUUGUUCUUAUAAUAGACAAAUAUUUGUAACUUUUGAUCUGAUACAAUAUGUCCAUAUAUGUAUAGUGAUAAUUUAUACAAAUUUACAUUAUCCGACUUUGUGUCAUUUGUGAAACAAAGUGAUAAUUUACUUACGACUCAAAUUACCGUGAGUUCAUUGAAAGCUUCACAGAAAAGAAAAACGACGGAGAAUACUAUUUAUACCACUGACUAUGAUUUUUUUCUGUCGUAUGCGUCAGAUACGUCUAAAUCAAAACAACCGCUGACGUAUCUAUACGUCACGCGCGGAGUAUCGACGCGUGUCCGCGAAUACGUGAAAUUUUUGCGUAAGAGCCAUUACACGUGCGUACGGCCGCAGGCAGACGCCAGUCUGCGCCAAAAAUAACGCUCAUUGAUUUAGCGUUCUGAAUGAACGAGCUUACGACGUAGAAUGAGACAGCGAGCUCGUUGAGAAAGGGGUGCCGUUAUAUAUUACCGUCGAAGAGAAUGGCACAAUAUCCAGGAACGUGGAAGCUUCUUCUUUCUUCGAAUACUUCUAACGUAUAUACGCUCCGGAAUAGAUGGCGGACGUAGAAUGCUAUACCGCCUACGUACCACGGUUAAUAUCACCCUCGACUCUCGUGUCCGAUUUUGACCAUAAAUAAUCUAAAUAUUCCGCCAAGCCGCAACGACCGAUAGAGCCAGCUCCUGCUUUAUUAUCCGUUCAUACGCGAGAUAGCGCCGAAUGGCUUUAAUCGACAAUAUAGAUGCUGCGCUCGGUUAGACGGCUUCUGUGUCGUCAUUUGCUCGAACAAAGAUUUUCGCGUGCAUCACGAUUGCAGAUAGGUUUGCGAAUAGGAGCGCGAGGUGAGCAUUUAUUUUCUCGUGUUUUUGUUCCUUUUUUUUUUUUUGACGUUGCGUUGACGCCGCCGUCUCGAGAUUCGACGGUCGUUCGCAUAUCGCGAUGACAGAUUGCAUUCUCCUUUUAUUGCUCAUUUGCACAUAAAGAGUCUUUCAUCUCUGUAAUUUGCGAUGAAUAACUUCGACAUUGACGUCCAUUUCGGCCAGAUAGCGAGUUUGCGGCGUCUAGAGUUGAGUGCAAAGUUGAAGCAUUUUCCGGCUAUUGUUUGCUUUUCUACCUCAAUCGUUCAUUUGUAAAGCUCGCACUUGACAUUCCAUCUGGAAUACAAGGGUUAGAGAAACGCCGUGGCGUAAUCGCCUUGAAAAUGACGCCGUUGCAUUGCCGUCGCGCCACGACGUUGUACAGGAUUUUUCAAAUAUGGUUUUCUGUGUUCUAUGCUACUUUGUCACGGUAUCAUCCGUUUAUUGCGCGAGAAAAAAAUUAAAAAAGGAAUUAAAUUAAAUUUGAAUUUAAUGAUUGAAUUGAUUUUAAUAAUCGUUCAUAGAAAGUAAGAUUAUUCCGUGCGAAAAACUUUAUAAUAAAAAUUAGAAAAAUUAUAAUUAUUACUAUAGUGGUUUGUACAUAUAACCAUAUAAAUAUAAACGAAUGAAAGAUAAAGGGUGUAUGUCGCAUUAUUACGUAAAAAAAAGUAAUCGAAUAUUCCGAGAAUAUGCAGUUUUGUUCUGUCACAAUUAAUUUUCUCAUGUAGAGAAUGUGCAUUUUAUUUUAGGUAGAGAUGUAUUUGAGGUUUCUCAUAUUGGUAGAAAUUCUAGAAACCCUAGAAGUCCGAUAAUUUUUUUCUGCUGGAUCCCAAAAUGGCAUUUGAAGCGUGCUGUACAAUCACUGUUAUUAUUUGCAGCUACAUGCCUCUCGCGCUGUACGUGCGUGAGGCAAACGUAGAACCCCAUGCGUCUCCAAGUUUAUUUUAUGCUUACUACGCUUGAGCCUGCCUCAACACUACCUUCUCUUGUUGCUCCUAUACCUCUCUUUUGCCGUUCGUAUAAUGAAACGGUAAUUCCUCGUCGCACGUGGCUGAUUUCUUUACGAAGACGACGUUAGUAGUGGCUCAAGAGUGUCGUUUAAACCGCCGAAGAACAUGCCCGCGACACGUUCAUUGCCUGGGUGGAACAUCCGAUUUUAUUUACUAUCCGUUAAUAUAAUUCCAUUGAUACAAUUGCGUAAUCAAUUUGUGAAACGUGAAAUAUAUACAGCAAAUGUGUUAAGCGACUUUAGUUCGAGAAAUUUUCAGCAUUAUUUUCGCGUCACGUUGGUUUUUGCGCGGUAAUGACGUUGUCAAAAUUGUCCCGCGUCUCGAUUUGUCGUUUUGCGUCUCGCGCGCGGAGCGUGUACGACGAUAAAAAUGCGUCGACGAAAAUGAUAUCGAUCAGUGACAUUUGCCGUGGUCCAAGGUUAAAAGGCCAUCGUGAAAAAGCUGGUAUCGGUGAAGGAAGCAUUAACGAGGAGCGGCGGAUUAAUUGCGGAGACGAGAGAGCGAGAAGCGCGGUCUCUUGCUCGUGAAAUUUCCUUUUAUAUUUUUCGGCGCUCGGUCGAAGUUAAUGGGAGCCUGGGGAUACAGGGACACCGUUGACGUCAUUCAGUGCUCGCAACGCUCACCACUACAACGCUAAUCGGACCGCAUCUCUCGCGAGAUGCACUACGACGACUUUUCUCGAGUUAGUCGAUAGCUCCCCCCCGGCAGCAUGAAAACAGGACGGGAAAUUAGCUGCGGUUUCUAAAUUCUACUCGACGCACGUCACGGAUCAUCGGUGAUCGUCGAUAGUGCGCGUAGGUCGGGACACUGACGGAUUCGUUGGGUAUCCGCAAAAGCCACGAAAAUGCGCAAGAAGCUUCGCGAGCAAGAAAAUUCUGAUCGGAACCGGGAUCCUUUGCGCGACGAAACAGCAGCAUAAAAGAACGCAAACUCUACGUGCGUCAGUCACAUAAAUUAAAAAUUUCUCGUGACCAAAUAUUUUGUCGUAACGCGCAAACGGAUCUGCGCUUCUGCGACUCGAACGACGCUAUUUGUUUCGCUGCUCCGAGUCGAGUUCAUCGCAGUUUCAGCCGACGUACCGCGAAUCGAAUGCAAAUAUUACAUAUAUAAUAUACAUGACUUACCACAUAGCGAUUAUCAUUAUUUGCAAUCGAUCGGGAUUAUUGCUCUGCAUAAUGCCAGAUAUAAAGAAUUAAGGUAAUAAAUGUGCGUAUACGUAAAGUGUAACGCGGUGGUUAACGGCGCGGUUCGGUUAUGGCGACGACACGACGAUUUUGUUUUUCCACCGAAACGGGACGACCGUAGGAAUGGAUUUUUGCGUGGUCGCGUCCCAGACUACCGUCUACUUACGUGGGUAGAUAUAGAGUCAGCAACGCCCACGUCGUCGCCGGGUUGCUGCUGCCGCUGCUGCUGCUGCUCCUCUGCUCAGCUACGCUCCGCUCUGCUGCUGGCGUUGCCGGCGAGGGUGGCCGCCGUCACCGCCGCCACCGCGCGAAAAUGUCAGACUAGCCGGCUGAUACGUUACACCCACGCCCCGGAAAGUGGGGCAAAGUCGAUUCAUUCAUCCACUGAUUCAUAAGUGUGGGCGUAAGAACGUAAGGGUUGCGCGGGGCUGCUGGCGCACCCCCGUCCUCCCUCGUUUUGUGUACAACGGAGAUCCUUCCCCCUAUCACGGGCGGGAUAAAACGUUAAGAUUCUUUCGAGAUGCCCUCUUACCCGCAUCCACCGUCGUCCUACCGACUACGUCUUCCGCGACCUUCUUAGCGAGCUUUCAAGCUCCCCUUCGACGUAUGUUCCCGGGAGUGAAAAUCGCGUCGCGCAUCGCAACGAGUUUGUUCCCGCGAAAAUACCAUCGUGUGUAUGUGUGCGUGUGUGCGCGCGUGUGUGUUCAGAGAAUUAUACAAAUCGCUGUGAGAGUAUGUUUAACCACGUGAUAAACCGAUACAGGAUGUCGACUUUUCUCUACGUCUUACUGCUUAGGUUACCACAGCUUGCCGUUUUAGCGAAGAUUUUGUGCCUCCUGAUGGUGGUGAUGUGCGGGGCGGUGCCGGCGAUGGUGCGCUCCGUGAGUCUCUACUCGACUUGCAGCAGCGGCAAUGUUACCGUGAUAGGCCGCAACGUCAAAGCCGUGGGACACAAUGCACCCUACCAAAAGCUCACCACACAAUCGGAAGAUUUCAGUAGGAGGCUGUACAUCUUUGCGGAGAAGAGCCAACGAUACAUUUGCUUUAAUAAGCGGUGGAAACUCGUCGCCUUGCCGAAGAAACAGAAGGGACCGAUGUGCCAGUUUUACGAGGUAUACAACGGUUCCUAUCUGAGGUAUAGGAGCGCCGUCAACGACACGCGGUACAUCGGCUUCAACAAGUUCGGCAAUCCGAUGAAAAACCCCAACGGCAGGCAGGAGUGUUUCAACUUUAUCAAGUACAACCCCCACGCCGACAUAAACUACCACAACAGCCUGGUGAACGCGGAGAUGGGCGGGAUUGAUCCGCGGGAGCCGUACGUCGUCUCGAGGAAACCGUCGCCGGUGAUGAGGGCCACGAAGAAAAACUCCCUGUUGCAGGCCGACAGUGCGAGGGAGCACGUCCACACGUCCACGCAUCGCCAUCGGCACUCGAAUCGCUGGAAGAUGCGGCAGGACGGGGCGGACUCGAGACUCCGGAGACGGCACGAGAGCCGCCUCCUCGUCGAGGCCAGCAAGUAUUGAGCUGCGAGCGUACGAGCUCGCCGAUACUCAAGACUGCCUCCUCCGUACCCCGUGAGAACCUGAGAUCAGAACUGCCAAAUUACGCUGGUGGAUGUCGCACGGUCGGGAUGUCAGGAGCCCCCCACUUAAAACGGCGCCUCGUGUGUCGCGACUCGAAGCACCACGUAUUCGUUCGAUCGGUCGGCGAAUCAAGGGCGCGGCCGCGGCUCGCUCCGAAAACACACAAACACACACACACACACACACCCACACACUACACACGCCUUAAGCUGCGCCCGUUUAGUUUCCGUUUCCGCCCGAGCGAAGCAACGUUCCCGCGGCGGAGGACGGGUGUCGUCGUCGUCGAGAUUAGCGUCCACGAUCGGCGCGGAGGACCCCCGCCGAUGAAGCUGUCUCAAUUUCACGCGGUUAAGUUCGAUUUACACUUGCCCCGACUGACCCCUUCAGGCAAGUAUGUACCUCGUAAUAACGUAUAAGAAGAGCGUUUUCUUUCGAAUCGUUGAUUCCUCGUAGGUUUACAUAAUUCGCUCUCGUUAUCUCUCCGUCUCUCUCUCUCUCUCUCUCUCUUUCUUUUUCUUUUAUUCACCCUCUGUCCCUUUUCUUUCUCUUAGUCUCGUGACGAAGCCGAUUAGUAUAGUAAAAUACCUUUCUUUCGAUGUUGCGCGUCGGCCAUGUAAAUUCACUCGAGCCGUAAUCGCCCCGGUCGAUCGUUUGGCGACGCGAACGAAAGGAAUUCGACAUCGUAGCGCGUAACCGAACGGCUGCUGUGCUUCGAGCGCGGUCACCGGCCCGCGAUUGGUAGCGCAAGAAGACGCGCGGACGGCGCGGCGCAUCGCGCCGAUGGACAUGUGUUUCCCGAAUUUUGCCCGACAGUCGAAAUCGAUUCGUCCCCCCUCGGAUAUAUCGCGAGAUACAGAAUUGCUAGUAUCAUUUCAAGAUAUCGGUACAAUUGAGCGAUAUUUCCGAUCAAGGCACACAAUUAGACAUGUUUCGGAAAAAAAAGUGUCUCUUUCGUUUGUUCCUACGAUGAAAUCUCAAUCUCAAUGCGAUGUCCUGUCUCAACGAGUUAUCGGCGUAUCGUGGAUUUGUCGUGUGGUAACGUGGCACAAAAAAAAAAAAUCCAUCCGAUCGUCAGCGUGCUGCGAUCGGAAAUACGUUCCCAUCGGCGAAUCAAAGCGGGAACAGUCUGUCGGCGCUGGUCCAGCGAGGAAAUAUUUGUCACGUUGCGGACGCUCGUACGUCGCCACUCUUACGCUCGCCUGCGCAGUUAGAGCUCACGCCGCGCAAGACUCUCUCUCGCUCGCUGUGCUAAUUACGCCGCCUAACGUAGCGUGCGUGCGUGCGUGCCUGCCUGCUUGCCUGCCUGCCUGCCUGCCUGCCUGCCUGCCCGCCCGCCCGUCUGCCUGCCCGCGUGUAUGAGCAAUAAUGUGUGCGUGCCUGCCUGCGUGCGUGCGUGCGUGCGUGCUCGCGAUGUACACGCAGGCCUUACCGCCGCCGCCGCCGCCGCCGCCGACGCACAAACUCGCGCGGCGCGAUCGAUCACGAGUCCAACAACCGGCCGACAGUUCUUCGGGUCUUUCUUUGAUAAUUCACGAGUUAAUUCUCGCGUUUGCGCCGAACGCGACGAGAUCAGAUCGUGUCGGGAUCGUACCUUUCGGAAAUUAAAUACGAUGUCGUUGCGUGGCUUUGAAGUAGGAGGAACAAAAUGUUUCAGAUGCGGGACAUUUGAAGGCUCGAUGUAAGCAAGGCUGGGAGUGCCAUGUAUUAAGAAAAAAAAAGAAUUACUUUUGUAUUUAUAGAAGAGAGCUCUCUAAGCUGCAGCGGAAGGCUGUACGUGUAAUUUUUGAGAGGGUCCUUACGAGACGCCAGACGGAGAUAAAGAGUAUUUUUCCUAUACUUUUUCAAAUGGAUAAAAAUGUAGUUUUUCAUUUUUGUACUCUUUCCCAGUUGUUCGUCUGUGUUCCUCUGUCUCUCAAAUACAAGAUGACAUCGAUCGACCUAUACAAAUUGACGGCAAUAUUUUCUAAACGACUUCUCGAUGACGAAAUUUGUGUCCCGAGACACCUCUUCUUUCGUGCAUCUUCGAACGACGGCGAUCGGUUAGAACCUGCGUGUCUGCGUACGCGAGGAUAAACUUGUACUUGUGUGCAUUCUGCGUUCAUACGUACUUCGCCUCCGGAAACGCGUGUGACUGCGUGUAAUAUAAUGCAUUAUCGUUAAUGAACUUAAUCCUUAGAACGCUAUCGCAGACUGUAUUAUUAGGCUAGGUACAUGAAUAUAUGACGCGGUGACGACUCGACGAAGAGAGGACCAAGGUGGGGCGCCGAGUUCCUCGCCUCCUUCGCGAAGGGACUGCCUUGUGCGAUCUUAUUUUUCGCCUCUAUUUUCCGAGAUCGAGCGCCGAUUUCACGCGCCGUUUUAACUUUAGGCACAAGGAAGGCACCCCGAAGCGGUUCGUUUUCGUAGACUCGCCACGUAAGGAGCGCCUGUCCCCCUCUUUCCCCUUUCCAAAAGAAGAAAGAAAGAAAUCGCUCCCUAGGUAGCUUAUUUAUUGAAAUCACGUUUAGAUAUUGCGAAAGAGCCGAAAUGCCUGAGGACCCUUCGUUCCCCUUGUACGUAUAUAUAUGUAUAUGAAGAUAUGCGCUGCUCUCUCUUCAUUGUUUCUCAUUACUCAUCAUCACCCUCUUCCUAUCUCCUUCGUCUCACUAUUAGUCACAUUUCUUGAUUAUCAUUUCGCGUAAAACGUAUCAAGUCACAAUUGUUCGAUACGAUGUCACUAUUAAUUUAUCGGCUUUUAACUUAAUUUAUAUCUUCUUUCUGAAGAGAUAUUUUCGACGCAUUAAAAAUUCUCCAUAAAGAUACAAAGAGAUCGGAAGAGAGAUCGGUUGUUACAUUCACGUUUAAUAUUUCAUCACAUCGCUGUAAUAAGAAGUAAUACCCGAAUCACUCGCAUUUCCAAAAUCCUAAUUAACGUAUGUGUGCGCGUAUGUAUGUGUAUGGAUGAGUGGUAUGCGUGGUGCGCAUGUGUGUGUAUGUGUGUGUGUGUGUGUAUUUCGAAUAAUUACAAUUUAUUUAAAAAUUUUUUUUCUUUACUCCGCGUUCCUUCACCUCGUUUUAAAUUAUUAAAAUUCACGCUUUUUAUACACAAAGUCUGAAAAUACUCAAUACCUGAUUAAUUUAAUUGCAUACGACUGGCAGUGCAUAAGAAAGCUUAUUCCUAUGGAUGAUGUUUGUAUGUGUGUUAAAAAAAAUGUAGGGAGCAAUAUGCACGUAGUAACGUCACGUUUCGUUCGACGAAUCAAAAAUUUAACUUGCAACGCGUUUCACUUGUAAAUUGGAUGUAUUUUUAAAGCGUUUUAAAUAUAAUUAAAAAAAAAUUGUUUUCUCUCUUGACCUUUCUUUUACCUGGAGUUAUUUUUUAAUUAUAUUGAAAUUUGACUGUUUUUGUUGAUUCGUUAUCGGUACGUGGCGAGUGCAAACUAAGCACGAUAAGAUGUCGCGUGUAAACAGAAAUUAAAUACCAGCAGAUGACCAUGAGAAAGGCAUGAAAAUCCGACGCUUAUAAUUUAAUAACAGAUAACUAAUCUAACGUGUAUAUGUAUUGUAUUGUAAUAUGAGUGUUGUAACACUCCGCCUCUAAAAAUUAACCAACUCGUUUUGUAUGUGUAAACUUAGCGUCACGUAGCGAGAAUCACCGCGGCGUUCACGGCGAUGCGGAGAAAAAAAAUGACAGAAUAAUUUUUAUGGAGUAUGCGAGUCUCCUCGAAAGCGAGAUGUGUUUGUCAUUGACUCUGUCGUUCUACGUAUAUAUGUGUAAAAAAAAAAGCGAAGAAAGGCGUAUGCGAUUCCCGACCAGCGUCACUCUCGCGACCUCAUCGAGCUACUCGUAAUCGAGCCAUCUCGGGAUUACUUUCGGGAUCGGAGAGAAUUUCGUCGAUCGUUUGUUAUCUAUCGUCUAGUUUGUAUAUUUUUAUAUCGGCGGAAAGAAAUUUUGUUCGGUAUUUUAAGCUCUGUUAGCGUCACAUGACGUUUGCGGUCAUCUUAUCGUCGCCGCGUGACUCGAUUGCGAGCAGACCAUCACCGCCCGUCCCAGCCUUACACCCCUCUCCCACCCUCCUUUUUUUUACUUUCUCACCAUCGACGAACCUGAAAACGGCAGACGAAACGAAUAGAGAACACAAGAGAUGAAUCUGACUACCCUUCCCCCCCCCUCUCCCCCUCUCCUAUAGAUAGAUAGUAUACAUACUAAAUAAAAGAAGAAAGGUAAAGUAUAAAUAUUAUAUAUAUAAAUAAAAAUAUAUGAAAGAUGUGUAUUGUAAGAUAUUUAAUACCGACUUGUCUUAGGCACACCCGAUGACGAUCGAUAACAAUGAAACGAUGAUAAUAAUUAUUACAAUGAUUGUUGUAUAACGAACGACGACGAUGAUGAUAUUCUACACUGUAAUUCGCGUUGUAAUAUAGAGGCCCACCCGUUACCCACUAAAUCGAUGUGUCGAUGUACCCCCGGCCGUGCUGUGCUCGUGUGUGCGCAUUCCGAAGGGUGAGACGAGACCGAGAGGGUGAGAUCGUGUGCUUUGCAGGUGCGUCGCGCUUUGGACGGCGGCCAAUCACACAGCCGAACUGAGAUUUUUCUACGAGAAGGACCGGGAGCCACUUUCGUAACUGGCCGACGUUCAACGACCGUCGCACCCGACCGGGACGGGAAAUUAGAUCGGUUUCGAUCGCGCCUUUGCGCUGCGCGUUAAUCAUCCCGGCUGUAACGCGAAAGCUACACACACACACAUAUAUACACACACACACACACACACACAUAUUCGAACACUCACAUACACAUGCACGCGCCCGCCCUAUUUACGAUGUGCAGCAGCCUAUUACGAACGAGCAUAGUACGUCCGGCAGCAACUAGCAAUAAUAUAACAUUCCAACUUAAAUCGCAUAUGUACUGCGAAUUCUAAUAAUGUGUGCCGCCAUACGAGAAAGAAAAAAAAAACACUGUCAAAUACACGCUCAUACACUGCUA
Molecule: messenger RNA, 10069 nt
Organism: Monomorium pharaonis (pharaoh ant)
Lineage: Eukaryota; Metazoa; Arthropoda; Insecta; Hymenoptera; Formicidae
Product: fibroblast growth factor 17
Exons: 5
Coding region: 4261-5049 (262 amino acids)
Molecular function (GO): growth factor activity
Source: RefSeq, a predicted model, not a curated record